AAAUUACGGGGGCACGUCUGAUUUUCGCUGACUUGGACACCCACCGUCUGGCCGUCAAAGACACCCCAUUUUGGAAUUUUUGCAGUUUUUGUUUUAUAUUUAAAGGUCGGAAAAAUUUUGGGAGCUUCGAGAAUAACGAAGAACCUCAUUCAGUUCAUGAUCAGCCACACUAACUUUUAGUAGCUCCUGUUUUGUAAUCACAACCAGAAAAUGGCUUGGCAUUGUGGAUGUUGCACUCUCAAGUCAGGAUGCCGUUUCGGCGCAUUGUGGACCAUGAUCGAGACAAUAGUCGGAAUUGGUUUGUUGGUAGCAUCCGAUCUUAUCGCGCAUGGAAAUAGUGUUCUUUCAGUUCUGGCCAUUGCCGCGACCUGUUACUUCGUGGUUGUGUUUUGCCUGGCCUGGGUGCUGUUGGCUGGAAUAUUCCGGGAAUCCGCCGCCGUUCUCUUCACAUGGGUUCCUUUCUAUAUCAUCUUCAUUCUCAUCCGCCUGAUAUUUCUUGGAUUUAUCGUAACUGCUUAUGUUCAGCAUGCUAACGACAAGCCUGUGACCUUUGAGAUUGUGUACCUGGCUGAUGGCCGAGCUCUGUCCGCCCAGCGCUUUGAUUCGAACGUAUACUUGCAUGUGGUUGUGAGCAUCCUGGCCACCAUGGGCAUCUCCAUCGUUAUCAGUGCGUGGAUCGUGAUUAGUGUCAUUCUCCUGGGCGUCAGUCUGCGCCGGACAAUGUGGCGACGAAUUCGCACGGUGGAAUAUCGUUGAUGCGGGACCCGCGAACGGGAUGGUCUUUUCGUAUAUUAGACCACUGGACUUGUGUGCACGUAUGCAAACCGGUAAUAUUGCGGUCCGGAUGGAAUUUUAUUCGAUUUUGCUGUACCGGGUGUUUUAGUGUUUAAUGCGAGUUUUUGAGUUCUUCGGAAUUUUAUCGUUUUAUACAUGUAAAUAAGUGUGAGUUCAAAACACUUACGUUUUUUAUAUGAUUUUAAUCUGACUGUCUUCGUUUGUAACGGACAGUAUAGCGUUCUGUAAAUGUUGUACCACGAUUUCUGAAGUAAAACAACAUUCUGAAAUCGCGCCACGGAAUCGCAC
Paramacrobiotus metropolitanus is the source of this 1083-nucleotide messenger RNA. RefSeq lists its product as uncharacterized. Lineage: Eukaryota; Metazoa; Tardigrada; Eutardigrada; Parachela; Macrobiotidae. The transcript is spliced from 4 exons. The record is from RefSeq and is a predicted model, not a curated record. Bases 211 to 756 code for a protein of 181 amino acids.